Molecule: messenger RNA, 2359 nt
Organism: Hydractinia symbiolongicarpus
Lineage: Eukaryota; Metazoa; Cnidaria; Hydrozoa; Anthoathecata; Hydractiniidae
Product: protein IWS1 homolog
Exons: 16
Coding region: 50-2032 (660 amino acids)
Biological process (GO): poly(A)+ mRNA export from nucleus
Cellular component (GO): nucleus
Source: RefSeq, a predicted model, not a curated record
AUCCUGUUUAGAAAAAGAAAAUAUUAUUUUGUUUUAGUUGAGAGAUAAAAUGGCCUCUGCACCAGAUGAUGAAGAAAACGAGCUUAAUUUCUCUGAUAUAGACUCAGAUGACGACAAUGAAAAUGAGAAGAAUCGACCACUUAUUGCACAUAAGGAUAUGUCUAGUUUUGUAAAUGUACCAAGUGGUGGAAAGGAAAUUAAUAAACAUCAAGUUGACCCUGGUGAAGAUUAUGAACCAAUCAGUCCUCCCAUUCGACAAGAGAAAACAGAUGCUGACCAAAAACAAGUUGCCAAAGAUGGCGAGGAGCAGGACAAUUUUGAUCCAAUUAGUCCUGUGUCUGAGCCAGGUGAUCAGUUUGAAGCUAUAAGUCCACCAGCUAGUCCUAAAGACAGUGAUAAACUGAAAUUUGAAAAUAUUAGUGACGAUGAGGAAGGACAAAAAAAAGAAGAAACUCUUCCUGAAGGAAAGUUUAGUCCAGUGCAAGAAAGUGAUAAUGAAUUAAACUUUGAUGAUGAAAAUUCAAAUGAUAGUGGAUAUCAAAUUGUUAAACCAGCAGACCCGAAAACAGACGGCAGUAACAUUGAAGGAGACACUAAUUCUGAACUUCCGAAGGAAGAUGGAGAUGAAGAUGACAUUGAAGCACCAAUGCCAUCACCAUUCAGUGACAUUGGAGAUGUCGAUGAUAUUCCCGGUACUGAUGGUGCCAUUAUAAAUGAUAUUUUAAAGGACUCAAAUGAGCAGCAGUUUGAAGUUCCAGCAGUUGAUGAAAAUGAAGAUAACAAGAAUUCAGAGAUUACAAAGGAAACUGCUGCAAGUUUGGAAAAGGUUGAUGAUGAACCUGAUCAUAGUGUAGAACAUGAUUCUGAAAAGAUGGAAGGUGACCAGUCUCAAGAACAGUCAAACAUUAAACAGGAUGAAACACCAGAAUCAGCCCCAAAAACGGAUAAACCAACUGAAGGUGGUGAAGAUGAUGAGGACGCAGGUGAUCUUAUUGCUGAUAUUUUUGGUGACAGUGACGAGGAAGAAGAAUUUGAGGGUUUUUCUGAUGAAGAAGCUGCACCAGAACAAAGCAAAGAAUCUGAAGCUAGUGAAAAAGCAAAAGCGACCUCUAAAGAGCAAGAUAGCAGUGAUGAUGAAGAAAUACCAGUCAGAGAUUUUGUGUCAGAUUUUGAUCUCAUGCUGCAAAAGAGAAAAGAAAUGAACAGAAUGAAGAGGAGAGCAAAGAAGGAUUUUGACAUCAUAAACGAUAAUGAUGACAUCAUAGCUGCAAUGAUAAAACAAAUGAACGAAGCUGCUCAAGAAGACAGAAUUUUAAAUCAAGAUGGAAAGGCAGCUACAAAGAAGCUGAAAAUGUUAGAUAGCGUAAUUAGACAUCUAAGAAAGUCUGAUCUGCAACACACUUUUAUUGAUUGUGGAAUACUACCUGCUUUGAAGGAGUGGUUGACGCCGCUACCUGAUCACGCCCUGCCACACAUCAACAUACGAAAAACAUUUUUAAAAUUACUUAUCGAGCUUCCACCUCUCGAUAAGGGUGCAUUGAAAGUAAGUGGUAUCGGAAGAGCCGUCAUGUUGUUGUUUAAACAUCCGAAAGAAACAGUGGAAAACAAAAGGUUGGCGGGAAAAAUUAUAAGUAGUUGGGCCAGACCAAUAUUUAACGUCAGCUCAAAUUUUCAAGAUAUGUCACGCGAAGAACGAGAACAUCGAGACAAAUCAAAUUUACCGGAAAUAAAAAGAAGGCGAUUAAGUUCGGGUGCUGAAUCAAAUCGUCAUACAUUGAACGAUGACAGCGAUAACAAACCAAAGAAGCCUGGAGAUAAAGGCUGGAUAGGUCGAGCACGUGUGCCCAUGCCGUCGCAUCGAGAUUAUGUUAAUCGCCCACGAUACGAGAUGCAAGAAUUUGGAAGCAGGGAAACGAAGAAAGAAUUAAACAGAUACGAGAAACACAUGCGAAAACUAAAAGACAAAAAAACAUUUAGUGGAAGCAGAAAGGCUGUUGGCGUCAGUUUGAAUGGAUCGAAACUUUCGCUGUGAAAAAAAUAGACGUUGAUAAAGUAUAAAGAAUACUCAGCCUCUUUGCUUCUUAGAGUGUGAGAGAAAAAAGUAAUUCUCUUUUUCAUAAAUCAUUUGCAAGCUUGAAACAUGGCGACACAAGAUUUGCAAAGGAAUUCCGGGGAAACAUAACAAAGAGUAGUGUUAAUACAUUCUUCAACAUGACAUCGGAACAUUCAUCAUUCAUUCAUGAAUUCUUUAGAAUUUGAACUCUCUUAGGAAAGUGUGGAAAAGAGUUUUGUAUUCAUAACUUGAGAUUUUUGUGGAAGUAUAAAUUAUCACGUAGAAGAAGAAGUUUUUACUUUUAAA